Molecule: messenger RNA, 651 nt
Organism: Symbiodinium natans
Lineage: Eukaryota; Dinophyceae; Suessiales; Symbiodiniaceae
Source: the annotation of a GenBank genome assembly
AUGCUGGACAAGGCGGUCGAAGUAGAUGGGACUUGUCUGCGCACCUUGCGGGUCUCCAGAUGGUCAAAGACAUAUGCGAACUUGGUGCAAGAGUGGCAGGCGAAGCAUGCGCACCAAGCAUCGCCGGACUACUUCCUUCUGCACCUGCGUGCGCUGGGGGCCACGCAGCGCGGGACGCAGAAAUGUGUCUUUGUUCCAGCUCCUUUGCGCUUAGUUCCUGCUGGCUCCGUGCCGCCGCCCGAGAGCUGCGAGGAUGUUCUCUGCACACGUCUGCUCAAACGGAUUCGCAGUCAGGCAACGUGCUAUGCCGAUGGUGCGAUGGCCUGGGAUCGCGCAGCAGUCCGGCAAGGAAAACGAAUGGCCUUCGUUCAUGUGAAGCAUAACAAGUCCAUUUUCACUCGUGCUCUGCGCCGCAAGCCACGCAAAGGGGCUUCGAGCCUAGCCGGAACACAACAGAUCGAUCGUGUUUGGAUGCAUGUCAAGGCAAGCAUCCCCAAGGGGAUGCAUAACAAAAAGAGCGACGGAUGCCAUCGCGAAGCGAAUGCAGAUCGCAUCUGGAAGUACAUAAGACAGUUUCAGUUCCGACGAAUGCACACAGAUGUGUUCACAGCUCUCUCCAAGCUGUGCCAAGCUGCCAACAGAUGCAGCUGA